This is a messenger RNA of Tribolium castaneum (red flour beetle), 562 nucleotides long. RefSeq lists its product as hypothetical. Bases 147 to 452 code for a protein of 101 amino acids. NCBI's taxonomy places the organism in Eukaryota, Metazoa, Arthropoda, Insecta, Coleoptera, Tenebrionidae. The transcript is spliced from 3 exons. The record is from RefSeq and is a predicted model, not a curated record.
CCCCAAACAGUCCCUGGUAAUGACCCGGAACUCAAAUCUUUAAUUUGAGACGAACCCGGUUGGCGACAGUGUUCGCCGCCAUUGUCACGAUUUGAAAAGUUAACCUCACUUGUGCCGUCAACCGUCCAGAUUAUUUGGCUUUAAAUAUGAACGAGUCAAACAGCCGGGAGCUGCAAAGGGCGCAGACCCACUUGCGGACCCUUUUCCGGGCGUUCGUCCAGGUCAGUGAGAGCAGUCUGAACCGCAAAAACCAGCAGCUUCUGGACGACCUCGACAAGCUGGAGUUUGGGGCACCGCUCCCGGAGUUGGCCCAGUUUGCCGGGGAGUUACCCGAGUUGCCGUCAGUGGACCCCACGGAGCUAAGGAGCGAGAUGGUCAAGGCGCUUCAGCUGCUCCAGGUGCUCAAGAACAAGGCGGACUGCCCGAUAUCGCGUAUCGUUGAUGAGGUUUGAGUAAGUGAGUGGAGGUCACAUUGAAAAUUUAUUAUCCAAAAGUUAUGAAGAAACAUGGAUUAAUAAUAUACAAUAAAUAUUCACAUAUAAAAUAACAUCAAUAAGUAAAA